AUGUCUCCAAAUAUCGAUGGAGCUCGCUACACUGCAGCAACGCGAAAAGUGCAAACUUCCAAACCACGAAAGGCCUGGCGUACCCGCACAAAAGUGCGCAUCAAAUGGACCUCCGAGCAGAAGGCUGCCUUGAGAGCCAAACGUGCACAGCAUCCCAUCAACUAUGGGACUGCAUUGAAGGAGGCUAGGGAGGUUGUUCAGCAUCAAGCUGAAAUGCUUUACGAAAAGUUUGGCAAGCACAGUAUUGAAUAUUACUAUCAAGAAGUUAUGCAGAAGUCACAUCUUGUCACUCAGAAGCGAAGUGUUAACCACUGGAAUGCCUUUCUUUCUGGUAAACUUAAGGAGCACAACGAGGAACGUGAAAAACAGGGCUUAAGCAAAGAAAAAGUCGAUGUGAUUGUAGUGGAGGUUUCGGCUCAGUGGAAAUGUAUGAAUAAGGAAGAACGUUCAGAUGCUACUGACAAUCUCAUGCAAAGUCUCGGUGACCAGCGCGAAAUGAAAGAUUUGGCCCUUUACAAUGUACCUUUGAAUGCCUUCCAAGAUGGCAGGAAGACUCUCGACUCAAUUGAUCACGAGCUAUCAGCACUAAAUGCCCGUACAGGAAUGGAGAUCUUAUUAUUUGCAGUUCGCUCAGACGUUGAGCAUUUCAACCAACCUCAUAUCUUUCAAACAUCAUGCACUUCUGCCUUCUUUGAUGCCUGUCUUGGAACUUCUGUGGGCAAUAUAGCUCUUCAUCUUGAAGGUUUCAGCAUUGCCGGUGUACAGAAGGAGACAGCCGUGUCCGUCAAGAUAUCGAGGAUGUACUACGUCAACUUCAACGACAAUAUUAUAUCGAAGCACCAUAUUGUUUUGAAGAAUUGGCCACUCUCAAAGUUCUGCUGCCCGGGUGACAUCAGCUCUCUCAAUGAACUCAAAGUUUUAUUCUAUGCUUUUGAUACCGGUGUAGGGAUUCAUUUCCGGCUGGGCUUGUAG
Suillus fuscotomentosus is the source of this 972-nucleotide messenger RNA. RefSeq lists its product as uncharacterized. Lineage: Eukaryota; Fungi; Basidiomycota; Agaricomycetes; Boletales; Suillaceae. The record is from RefSeq and is a predicted model, not a curated record. Bases 1 to 972 code for a protein of 323 amino acids. The transcript is spliced from 4 exons.